GAACGACUUUCAUUUUGUUUUUCUCGCUGAAACUGAAAGGCGGUGAUUGAGUGAAGUAUUGUUUUUCAUCGGUUGCAUCGAAUAGUGCAAAACAAGCGGAAUUUUUUCAAAUACAAUUGCGUGUACACUACGGAAAACGUAACGUGUAAAAAAUAAAUGCAUAAAAAAUAAUAAGUUGAAAAUUGAAAGAUUAAUUUUCUUUUAAUAAAGGAAGCGAAAAAGUAGAAGUUGAAAGUGAAAGAGGAAAAGAAAGAAAUAGAUAGCCGAAGCGAAAUCUUGGAGAAAAGUAACGGAAGAAGAAGAAAUUGUGCGGUGUGCAUUUCUAUGUUGAACGCCGUGAAAGACGAAAGAAAAAGCAAGCCAGCUACUGGUACUAGAGAAAGGAGCAGAGCAGCGUGUGCUUAAUAAAAAAGUAUUGAAAAAGAGAAAUUCCCAACGUUUCCACAUUAAAGCAACAAUAAUCAAAUAGAAGUAGCGGAAACGCUCUCGUGAGUUGAAUUACUGAUCGCGCAAUACGACGGCAUGCAGAUCUGAUCACAACUGUGCCCUGUACACCAGCAUAUGCAAGCAAUAGUCCGAAAGAAAAGCCAACGUGAGAGCAAUUUGGUUUUCGUAUUUGAUUAUUUUGUAUUUGAGUGCGACUAUUGCGAAUUCUCUGCGCGCUCAAAAGUGAAAGAAAAAUAAGAAACGAAAAACAAAAAAAAAUAAUAAUAUUUAAACUCUGAAAAGAUCAACAGCACUAUUUGUCGAAAACCAACAACUAAAUACGUGUAACGCGAAUUAAAUCUGAAAACGGUGGAGCAGCAGCAGCAUCAGCAACAGUAACAGCACAAGACUAGCAACUGAAAAUACCAACAAAACUUCCGAUACACAGUAUAAUAGUUUGCAUUGCGAUUUUGUGGAGCGCCCAUGAGUGUGAAGUAGUUGUUUGUAUUGGAGUAAAGGCACUGUGUGAUUUUGUAUAACUCUUGUUGUCGUCUCUUGACCCAUAUUGGACUAUAUAUUUCACAAAGCAGAGUUGCAGCUUUGGCAAUAAAACAAUUAGAAUUUCAAUAAAUUGAAAAAAAAAGAAAUAAACGCUUUUGGAAACUCUUACAACUUAAAUUCACCGAUUAUUAUAACUGACCCCGAGCAACGUCAUAAGGGCGCUGUGCUGUACGAUAUAAUUAUUAUAAAUUUUCCUGUCUGCGUUCGUAAAUAAAAACAAAGCCGCUUUAAUGAUGUCGUCUGAUCAACAGUUUUUCCUAAAAUGGAACGAUUUCCAAACGAAUAUGGUGACCUCGUUCCGGCACCUGAGGGACGAGAAAAGUUUUACAGAUGUAACCCUUGCCUGCGAAGGACAAACUUGCAAAGCGCACAAAAUGGUGCUAUCCGCAUGUAGCCCGUAUUUCAAAGCUCUUUUGGAGGAAAAUCCCUCGAAACAUCCCAUAAUUAUUUUAAAAGAUGUCUCAUAUAUACAUCUGCAAGCUAUAUUGGAGUUUAUGUAUGCCGGCGAAGUAAAUGUGUCGCAAGAACAAUUGCCGGCCUUCUUGAAAACUGCUGAUCGCCUCAAAGUGAAAGGUCUGGCAGAAACUCCCAGUUCUAUAAAACGGGAAGGUUGAUGGUGGUAAAUAAUUAAAAUAUAAUAAAAAAAAUAUGAAAAGAUACGACUAUAUAUAAUAAAUACAAAUAAAAAAAAAAAAACAAAAUAUACACCUACAACUAAAAAUAAGGAAUGAUUAUAAUUUUAAAUAAAAGUAAAUAAAAAAGCAGAAUUAAACUUA
Zeugodacus cucurbitae (melon fly) is the source of this 1763-nucleotide messenger RNA. It is a transcript of the gene lolal, whose product is annotated as longitudinals lacking protein-like. Gene Ontology annotation, biological process: regulation of transcription by RNA polymerase II. The transcript is spliced from 4 exons. Bases 1218 to 1601 code for a protein of 127 amino acids. Lineage: Eukaryota; Metazoa; Arthropoda; Insecta; Diptera; Tephritidae. Gene Ontology annotation, cellular component: nucleus. The record is from RefSeq and is a predicted model, not a curated record. Gene Ontology annotation, molecular function: protein binding.